Molecule: messenger RNA, 1218 nt
Organism: Guyanagaster necrorhizus
Lineage: Eukaryota; Fungi; Basidiomycota; Agaricomycetes; Agaricales; Physalacriaceae
Exons: 8
Coding region: 1-1218 (405 amino acids)
Cellular component (GO): membrane
Source: RefSeq, a predicted model, not a curated record
AUGUACUUCAAAAUACUUUUCGGCGGCUGCUUUGCGAUGGUCAUUGUCAUGUUCUCCGUAUUCUCGAUAUAUUGGGGCGCUCUGUGGAAGAUACCGGAUCAUAAUUUGCGAGGAUGGGUCGUUGAUUUUGAUGGGUCCGCAGUGGGGACCGCGGUAGUGCAGGGCCUCACAGCGAGUUCGUCGUCGAGUAAAGUGACAUUCACGCAGGUCUCUGCGAGUGAGUUUCCUGGUGGAUGGGAGGAGGUGGCGAAUAGGGUGGUAGAGCAGAAGGCUUGGGUAGCUGUUGUUGUCCAGUCAAACGCGACCGGCGCGUUAAACGCAGCUGUGUCAUCUGUGAACUCUUCUUAUGACGGCACGGAGGCGAUAACAUUCUAUGGUGUAGAGGCGAGGAACGAGAAUGCGUACCGUUCACUGAUACGGCCGUCUGUCCAAGCCCUUCUCAUAGCUAUAUGCCAGGAAUAUGCUCAACAAUUCGUGUCACAAAUAGCCUCGUCUUCGUCACUAUCUUCUAUAGCCAGUUCGGCGCCACAGAUUUUAACAGAGCCCAUAAGCUAUACAACGGACAACCUCGUUCCAUUCGAUAUCCCAGUUGCUAGCGCCAUCACAUUCGUGGGUCUAAUCUACCUAUUGAUUCUAUCAUUCUUCAUCGUGAUGAUUGGAGCCUCUGCGCGAGAAAUAUCUGGCCUCGAAAGAAAAUUAACCACUGUUUCCCUCAUUCGGGUUCGACUUAUCUCGGUGUUCAUUGCGUACUUUAUGAUCUCUUUAUUCUACUCUCUUCUGAGCCGAGCCUUCCAAGUCAACUUCUCGCGCAAAUUCGGUGAUGCAGGCUUUGUCAUUUUCUGGAUGGUCAAUUUCGUCGGUAUGCUCUCGGUGGGACUCGCUCUCGAAGCGAUGAUAACGCUCCUUACGGUUCGAUUCGUGCCGUUCUUCAUGAUUCUGUGGAUUAUUUCUAAUGUAUCUGUAUCCUUCAUGCCACUCGAUGUGCUCCCAAAUAUCUAUCGAUAUGGAUACGCAAUGCCUUUCUACAAUGUCUCUGGUGCUGUACGGACCAUCUUAUUUGGGACGAAGAACGAACUGGGACUACACUUUGGUGUCCUUAUCGCGUGGACAGUAGUUUCGCUAAUCACGCUUCCGACAUUCCAGUGGUUUAUGCGAAGGAAGAAUGUGCCGGAGACAACUGGGUUGAUCGAGGAAGGGGAGAAGGGGGCAGGACAUUAG